Molecule: messenger RNA, 2630 nt
Organism: Gambusia affinis (western mosquitofish)
Lineage: Eukaryota; Metazoa; Chordata; Actinopteri; Cyprinodontiformes; Poeciliidae
Gene: pard6b
Product: par-6 partitioning defective 6 homolog beta (C. elegans)
Exons: 3
Coding region: 342-1550 (402 amino acids)
Biological process (GO): establishment or maintenance of cell polarity; regulation of cellular localization; centrosome cycle
Cellular component (GO): cell cortex; apical plasma membrane; nucleus
Molecular function (GO): protein kinase C binding
Source: RefSeq, a predicted model, not a curated record
UCCCAGUCCUGAGAGGAGACAGGCAGCCUGAGGCAGGGACCGGGCCAGCUCAGACAUAGCGCAGGCUGCUGCUUGGACAACAUCGGAAAAGAUAACUAUGAGAGGAGAUAAGUUCACCAGCUGAGCCGACCUGGCUGACAGCAGUUGUGCCGUUCUCUACACAGACCUCUGAAACUGGUGGUAGCCGAGAGUUCUUGGGAUAGUUCGCGGUCCCGGUAAAACAACUUGUUUUUUCGGACACUCUGCGGUGGCAGCAGCGGUCGCUGAAGCGGCGGCGACGGCUGGAGCAGGGCGUAGUGUGCGGGCUUUGGUGGCGUCGAUGGUCCUGCUGCUAGCGAAACAUGAACAAAAACCACCGAGUACCGAGCAGCCGUUCUCUGAGUGCCGUGGAGGUGAAAAGCAAGUUUGGCGCAGAGUUCCGUCGGUUCUCUCUGGAUCGCUCGAAGCCAGGCCGCUUCGAUGAGUUCUAUGGCCUUCUGCAGCAUGUUCAUCGCAUCCCCAACGUGGAGCUGCUGGUGGCCUACGCCGAUGUGCACGGCGACCUGCUGCCCAUCAACAAUGACGACAAUUAUCUCAAGGCCGUCAAGAGUGCCAACCCUCUGCUGAGGCUUUUCCUGCAGAGGAAAGAGGAAGCUGAUUACACAACAUUUGGUACAGACUCACUGACCAGGAAGAAGAAUACGGUGCUCUCUGCGGUUCUUCUGCGGCCGGACCCCAACAAGAAAAAGCCUCCAGUGAUCAUAAGCCUCCCGAAAGACUUCCGCCCUGUGUCGUCCAUCAUCGACGUGGACAUCCUCCCGGAGACGCACAGGCGCGUCCGUCUGUACAAGCACGGUCAGGAGAAGCCCUUGGGUUUCUAUAUCCGCGACGGCUCAAGCGUGCGAGUGACUCCACAGGGCCUGGAGAAGGUCCCCGGGAUCUUCAUCUCCCGCCUGGUGCCCGGCGGCCUGGCUGAAAGCACAGGCCUGCUGGCCGUCAACGACGAGGUUCUGGAGGUGAAUGGUAUCGAGGUGGUGGGCAAGUCUCUGGACCAAGUGACGGACAUGAUGAUUGCCAACAGCCACAACCUCAUCAUCACCGUGAAGCCUGCCAAUCAGCGGAACAAUGUUGUUCGCGGCGUUGGAGGAGGCGGCGGAGCUGCCUCUGGUAGUUCGUCGGACAGUGGUGCCAGUUAUCAUGGCUAUGUACCCCACGGCGCAGCUGCCACCGCCGGGCCGACACACAUCAUCCAGAACUUCCCUGUUGGGGAGCUGGAGAGCGACGAAGACGACGAGGACCUCGUGAUCGAAGUCGGGGGCGAGGCGGAGACCAUUCGGCGCACUCCGUCGAACUACAGCAUGCCGUCUCUGCCUCGCUAUGAACCGCACCUCAAUCUUCGCACCACUACUGCCGCCAAUUCCGGCUCUGCCUUCUCCAUAAAUGCCAACGGGAACCUGCGUGGCAGCGGCGGAUCUCUGACCAACACCAAUGCCAGUUCCACCACGCCGUCCCCCGACAGAGCGAAGGAGAGGCGGAGCCUGGAGGAGGAGGGCACAGUCAUCACGCUGUAGACUGGGUUUCAAUACACUGAUCACUGGGAGGUGCAGCAGCGUCUCAAACGCGUUCAGUGGCCUCAUCUGAGGAGCACAGUUAGAUGUGCAUGUGUUGAACGUCAAACACCACACCGUAUGCUGCUCCUUACAUGCCAAUCAUCAUGCUGGAGUGCCUAGCGGUGAUGAGAUGGAACACAGAGCCACAGCUGCUCUCCAGUUCAUCUCGAAAACAGUGAGGUUCAUGGGUUUUAGCUUUUUAACCGGUAAACUCAACACCUUCAUUUGGUCUUCAAAUAUUUUCAGUGAACAAGUUGGCUCCAUGGCAUUACAAACACUCUUUGCUAAGGAUUCACCAAUCCCGAUUUUGGUCGGUACCAUUUUUUAGAUAAGAUUGAUGAGUAAGAUUAGUUUCUUUUGUAAAUAUCUGCUGAUUGCUGAUCUCCCAAAAUGAAGGAAAUCAGGGCCAAUUUAUCAGUGCACCCCUACUCUCUCUGGCUCAGUUAUUAGAUGACAGUCGCUUCCAAUCACCUGCUUUUCAUCUAUUUAUAUUUACUCCAUUCAAAUGGUAAACACUACUUUCCAGCAACCUAGCAAGUUGUGGUUUUAAAGGUUUUUAACCAUUGUUAUUAUCCUUCUUCCUUUUUGUUCCUCAUUAUAAGGGUGACCAACUGCAAAAAGAAGGUUAUCGUUAUCAUUAUGGCCUUAGUGAAAAUAUUUUGCUCUUAAACAUGGAGAUUAUUUUUUCCUUAGAAGACCAAUUUUGAGUGGUGAUUAACUCCAGAAUAAGAUAUCUGUGAAUGAAUCCUACAAUCUGUCCUUCAUAUUGCACUCCUGCUUCUCAUGAUUGUUUCCUCUGCCAUUUGGUCGACUUGUAAAAUAAUGUGAAUGUGAUUUUCAUGGUUCUUCAUGGGUCAAUAUAUUUAAGAAUAUUCAGCCAUUUUCUAAAUCAUGCCAUGACUUCAUAAAGAUGUGGAUACACUUUUUAGCGCCAUUGGUGAAGAUGUUUGAACUGCUUUAAGUUAAACGGAUCGAAAAAAAAAGAAACUAAAAUUUGAGUCUCCCCCCGACCCCCCCCCAAAAAAAAAAAAAAAAUAAAAA